Messenger RNA from Rhincodon typus (whale shark), 3115 nucleotides. Its product is annotated as junctophilin-1-like. The record is from RefSeq and is a predicted model, not a curated record. The transcript is spliced from 2 exons. Bases 276 to 1418 code for a protein of 380 amino acids. Gene Ontology annotation, cellular component: plasma membrane; endoplasmic reticulum membrane; junctional membrane complex. NCBI's taxonomy places the organism in Eukaryota, Metazoa, Chordata, Chondrichthyes, Orectolobiformes, Rhincodontidae.
CUGGCGGUCUCUCCAGUUAGACGCUGCUGCACUUUGCUUUUUUUUUGUGUGUGUAAUUUCCCCGGCACACGAGAGCUGGUUUCCCCCCCUCAACCACCACCACCACCCCCCCACCAAACAAACUUCUCUACCUCCUUACCUUCCCUAUUCCUCCUCCUUCCCCCCUCCCCCCCAACCCCAUCCCCAUCCACCCUUCCCCAACCUCAUCCUUCCCUCUCUGUCUGCUGUGAGCCCACUGUCGGUCCGUGUGCGAUCCGCCCCGCACCGCUUCAUGCAUGACUGGAGGAAGGUUUGACUUCGACGAUGGCGGGAGUUACUGCGGCGGAUGGGAGGACGGGAAAGCCCACGGCCACGGCAUCUGCACCGGGCCGAAGGGCCAGGGCGAGUACAGCGGCUCCUGGGCUCACGGCUUCGAGGUGGUGGGAGUCUACACCUGGCCCAGCGGCAACACCUACCAGGGCUACUGGACCCAGGGCAAGAGGCACGGGCUCGGGGUAGAGACCAAGGGUCGCUGGUGUUACCGCGGCGAAUGGACACACGGCUUCAAGGGCAGAUACGGGCUCCGCCAGAGCCUGAGCAGCCCGGCCAGGUAUGAAGGCACAUGGAGCAACGGGCUGCAGGACGGCUACGGUGUGGAGACCUACGGGGACGGCGGAACGUACCAGGGACAGUGGGCUGGAGGAAUGCGUCAUGGAUAUGGUGUACGCCAGAGUGUACCAUUUGGUAUGGCCACAGUCAUCCGCUCACCUCUCCGCACUUCCCUAGCAUCGCUCCGGAGUGAACAGAGCAAUGGCACAAUUCUACAUGAUAUAUCUGCAGAUAGUCCAGCUGGCACAAGAGGUGGUUUCGUCCUCACGUUUCACAGUGACACAGAAUUAAUGACUGGAAAGAAAAAAGGCUUUUUCAGAAGAGGAUCGCUUCUGGGAAAUCUGAAGCUCAAAAGAUCCGAGUCCAAGUCAUCUCUGGCUAGCAAACGUAGCUCUGCUCGGAGUGAGGCAUCAAUGAGUAGAAUAAGUUCAGCAAAUAGUGAUGCCAAUUCGACAAUCAGUUUUGGGGAAGGUGAUUCUGAAUAUUUACCAGUGGAAGACCAUGUUGAUGCUACCACAACGGAAUCCUACAUGGGGGAAUGGAAAAAUGAUAAACGCAGUGGGUUUGGUGUAAGUGAGCGCUCAAAUGGUAUGAAAUACGAGGGGGAGUGGUUGAAUAAUCAAAGGAAUGGUUAUGGAUGUACCACCUUUCCAGAUGGCACAAAGGAAGAAGGAAAAUAUAAAAAUAACAUUUUGAUCCGAGGAAAGAAAAAGCACCUUAUACCCAUCAGAACCAGCAAAAUUCAAGAAAAAGUGGGGAGAGCAACAGAAGGAGCACAUCGAGCAGCAGCAAUCGCCAGGACAAAAGUAGACAUAGCAGCUUCAAGGUGAGUAAUUCUAUUGUGUGGGUUACACUCUAACUAACGUCUACAUUUAUUCUAAACUUGAUUAAUUUGAAUAUGAAUUGUACAUAAUGUUCGCGACUUUUUGAGAUGGAAAUAGUAAAUGACAUUGCUCGAACCUGUAAUUAUUUGAACAGUCUCGUAUUAUAAUGACUUAAUGAACCAAUGCAGGUUUAGAAAACGUGCAUUGUUUUUUCUUUUCUGUUGUUCUUGUUCCUCGCACCUAAAAAAUGAUUACUCAAUAAUUAUAUCCCAUCUCGCCCACCACCCAGCCAAAAACGAUGUACUUUUUUUUUAAGGUUAAUUCUGGUUUCUAAACUUGCAUUCGUCUUUUGCUGGAAUUAAUCCGUCAAGAACUGACCUCCUUUUGCAGUCUUCAGACUGCUUUCAGGAGUUGUUGUAGACUAUUAAAGGUUAGCUUUCAAGCUGUUUUGUCCAAUGGACCUUGGUGCACAGGAAUGGAUACUUUCCUUUGUUAGCUUCCCUUGUUGGACAAGGUUUUUACACCAGCUAUUCAUUUAUGGUAGAGCAUUACUUACAAUUUUGACAUUCCCGAUCCAUGUAUCUGGAAAAUGAGAAGCAUAUUACUAGGAAAGUGGAGAAAUGUGUAGGAUAUUGUUCACAAUAUUUAUUUAUAUAAGCUGAAAAUUGCAACACUAUUCCGAUAAUAAUAUUGAACAAUUUUAAAGAACAGGAGGUGUGUCUGGCUACCUUCAAAUUGUGUCAUUUCAUGAAACAUGGUGUCAAAUUUUAUUUUGUUUUCUUGUUUUUAGUGAAAUGAUUGCAGUUGUAGCUCUGCCCAUGUAUUUCUUGAUGCAGCAAUAAUGUUAUUUGUUGAAAUUGCCCAUAUGAAAAUGGAGAGAUAUAUUAUUUUGACAAGAUAUAUAUUCAAUAUUUUAUUGUGAUUAUUGAAGAUUAGAAGAUCCACACGUCAACUUAUUUUAAGGUAAUUAAAGGGUUUGAUCGGUUAGAAAGGGCAAUGCCAUUUCCUUCAGCCAAGGCAUGCCAAGACAACAGGGCUUAAGCUUCAAAUUGGAGUUGGCCAUUCAGGACUUCCUCACAGGAGGGGUAUUGGAAAUCUGAAACUUAUAAGUUCCCAUCCUUUCCAAAAGACAGGGUGAACUGAGCAUUUCAAAAUUGAAACCUUGGUUUGUCAAGGGUAUUUAGGUUUAUGAAAGCAAGCAAGACAGACAGAGUUCAGGUCCAUGAUCUAAUUUAAUAUCAGGAAAGGCUCAAGGGGCAUUACAACUAUUAUGACUUCAGGAUUUUAAUUGAAAAAUCAAAAGGGAUGCUAUGUUCCUCUCACUUCGACCUUCCAUUAUUAUUUCACUGUACAGAUAUACAUGACUAUAUACAGGAGCAAAUUACUGCAGAUGCUGGAAUCUGUGCUGAAAGCAACAAAUGCUGGAGAUCACAGUGGGUCAAGCAGCAUCCAUGGAGAGAGAGCAAGCUAAUGUUUCAAGUCUAGAUAGCUCUUCAUCAGAGCUUCACUUCAGCUGUGAUCUCCAGCAUUUAUUGUUCUCGGUAUAUGACUAGUAUGUUGUUCAGUAUGUUGGCAUGGACCUAGCAAGCUAAAUGACCUCAUUUCGUGUUGUAACCUUUCUGUAAUUCUACUUUUAUUAUGAACCAAAGUGAUUGAUUUACCUUUCACCAUGACAGCAUUAAUAAAUGUUAUUGUAAAUGAGA